Molecule: messenger RNA, 318 nt
Organism: Haemonchus placei
Lineage: Eukaryota; Metazoa; Nematoda; Chromadorea; Rhabditida; Trichostrongylidae
Source: the annotation of a GenBank genome assembly
AUGGUGACCGCUCUUGGAGCCUACGCUGUCGAACGGGCUCGUAACAUCGCAAGACAGGCUGACGUGAUCGCCGCCCUGUCGUUGGACGUACUCAAAGGCACCACACGGGCAUACGAUCCAGAUAUCCAUAAAAUUCGUCCACAUAAAGGCCAAAAUCUAUCAGCACUUCGGCUUCGAUCCCUGCUCCACUCUGAUGCCAAUCCAUCACAAAUUGCAGAAUCCCAUCGUUACUGUAAUAAAGUGCAAGACGCCUAUACAUUGAGAUGUGUACCUCAGGUAAUGUUUUUGAGCUGUUUGGGACAGGGUAAAUUGGGGUGA